Molecule: messenger RNA, 2388 nt
Organism: Gamsiella multidivaricata
Lineage: Eukaryota; Fungi; Mortierellomycota; Mortierellomycetes; Mortierellales; Mortierellaceae
Product: HOOK-domain-containing protein
Exons: 11
Coding region: 1-2388 (795 amino acids)
Biological process (GO): cytoskeleton-dependent intracellular transport; cytoplasmic microtubule organization
Cellular component (GO): cytoplasm; centrosome
Molecular function (GO): microtubule binding; dynein light intermediate chain binding
Source: RefSeq, a predicted model, not a curated record
AUGGAGGUCGACGUCGGCAGUCUCGCCAAUUCCUUUGAGCAGUGGGUGAACACCUUCGACAACAUCUCCCGCCCCGUCAGACACAUCUCUGACCUUUCGGACGGCAUUAUCCUGUUCGAGGUUGCCGCGGAUAUUGACUCCAAAUGGUUCAAACUCAUCCGUUCGGCGGAUAUGGGCGACAACUGGGUGCACAAGUACAACAACCUGAAGAAGCUUCACAAGCUGGUGACGCGCUAUCUGGAGGAGAAACUCGGUCAGUCGCUCGCUAAUCUCGAUCCUCCGAACCUGAAUGCGAUCGCCAAGGACGGAGACGCGCUCGAGUUGGUCAAGCUGUGCGAACUUGUGAUCGCAGUCGCGGUACAGUGCGAGAACAAUCAGUACUAUAUCCAGAAGAUCCAGCAUCUGCCACAGAAGGUGCAGCAUACACUCAUGCUUUCACUUGAGCAGCUCAUUGAAGCUCUUAACAGUGGCUCUAUGAAGGAUUCGGACACUGAGGAGAUCAGCGUCGAGCAAGAAUUGGCAGAGCUCCAUCAAGCACGCGAUGAGCUCGAGCGUGGAAACCAGAAUCUGAUGGCGGAGCUACAGAACAUGAACAGCAAAUAUGACGAAUUGUUGACUGAGAGAGAAGAUUUGAAGCAGAGGAUACGCGACUUGGAAAAGGCCUCGGCACAGGCAUCGCAGAGCGGCAAGUCGGAUUUCCUGAUGCGCACGGAGAUCGACCACCUGCGACUGGAUUUGCAAAAGAGCGAGGAACGAAGGCAGGAGCAGGAGAUUGUGAUCAACAAUCAGAUGAAAGCUAUCGCCGACCUUUCCAGAGCUGAAGCAGAGCUUAGUGCGAAGGCUGAUGAGGCGGUGCGUCUGAAGGACAAGUUGGACGAGUACAAGCACGCGAUCGACAAGCUGCAGAAGACGGAGAACGUGAUUGAAAAAUACAAGAAAAAACUGGAGGAAGGUGCAGAUUUGCGUCGUCAGAUGAAGGUUGUUGAGGACCAGAACCAGGAGCUUCUCGAACGCAAUCGUGAGAUCGAGGAGGAGUACAGGAAGGUCCUUGCGUUCAAGUCCCUCAUGGAGUCCUACAAGGAGCAAAUUCUGGCCUUGGAGACCAAGAACAGCGCAUUGGCCAAGGAAAAGAACAAGAUCGAGUACGAGGCUCGGCAGCAACAUCAGCAGCUUCAACAGGUGGAGGCCGAUCGGUUGCGUGAUAAUGAGCAAAUGCAGUUCUUGGAAGAAAAGGUACGGGAACUCGAGUUCUCUGGUGGCCAGGGCGUGCCCUUGUCGAACGACCUGCAAGAUAUGGAGACGGAUGAUAUGGAGAGCUCCAUGAUGGGUCAGCGGACUUCGCAGACAACGGAGCUCAAGCUUCAGAUCUCGAGACUGGAGCGUGAGUUGCAGACACUGAAGGAGGAAAACCAGAGUGAGGGUGGUUCCAAAGCGACGGUAUUACAGCAUCUUUUGGACGAUGCCAACCGUCUCAAGGCCAAAUACGAGGAAGAUUAUCUGGAGGAGCAUCAGGCCAAGAUUGUCCUUCAGGGAGAACUCGAUCGCAUCCGUGCUGGCAAGGGCGACGAGAGCGAGGUUGCGUUUGCGCUCCGGUCAUCGCUUAACACGUGCGAGAAGGAACUGUCGGAGACGAAGAAGACCCUGGCAGAAAUGGAGGCCAAUCUCGACCAGACUAAGAAGGAGCUGGUUGUUGUGCAGUCGGAUCUUCAUAUGGUCGGAGGGGACAAGUUGGCCGCACUCGGCGAGUGGAAGCUGAAGAACAGCAAGGAAUUAAGUGAGCUCCAGGAGGCGCAUGCGCAAUUGACCGAGAAGGCAGCGUCGCUUGAGGAGGAGAACAAGAGAUACUUGUCUCAGCUGAAUCAGGUCCUGACCGAGAAGGACGGAAUGUCAAAGAUCGAACUCGAGCAGCGGGAUAAGAUGAUCCAGCAGGAGCGCACCCAGCUCGGACAGGCCAAGGAGAGCCAUACGAAGGAGCAGCUCGAGCUGAAGAACCAGCAUCUGGAGGAACAAAUCGAGCAAAUGAAGGCCCAGGUCAGCCAAUACAGCUACAAGUUGCAGCGCGCAAGAGAGUUCAUUAUGCAGCAGGAUACGCGCAUCAAGGAGAACAGCAUGGCGAACCAGAGCGCGGAUGGCUACAGCGAGGCGGUGACGUCUCUGAAGAGUGAACUGCUUACAAAGGAGGAGGAAGUCGAGUCUCUCAAGCGUCAAAUGCGCGAGAUGCAGAUCCAGGUCCGCAGAGAGCAGCAGCUGAUGACCUCGGCAUGGCACGACCACUUGAAGAAGGGUCUUCGCGAUAACAUCUUGUCGCAGCACCAGAGGAACGCUCCCACGUCCUGGCUGGGUGUCCAGCGCCAUGUAUUUAGCUCUCAAUUGGGCGUUCGUCAUUAA